Molecule: messenger RNA, 1862 nt
Organism: Diabrotica balteata
Lineage: Eukaryota; Metazoa; Arthropoda; Insecta; Coleoptera; Chrysomelidae
Source: the annotation of a GenBank genome assembly
UACAGCGACCGGUGAAAAACACCUGAGGAAUACUUACCCGCUUUGCGCAACUCUUUCUUACAUAUUUUAAGUAGUAUACCGAGUGCUUUCGAAAAGUUUUGCGUCAUGGAAAAGGAGCCGCAACCAGAAUCCAUGGCGACGGUUACCAUCAAGCCGGAGUACACCCCUUCGGAGUAUUCGGCCUCUGAACCACCACCGGCGUAUAUGAAAAUCCGUAGUACUUCAGUCCAAAUAUCCAAGAUUAUAGCAGUAACCGUCGUAGUAUGUUCUGUAAUUCUGGGAGGAUUCUUGCUAGCUUCUGCCUACGUCUCAGCUAAUGCUUCAUGCAGGCAGUUGGAGCAUGAACUUGAGCUCCUCAGCGAAGCAGCAGACAGGUUUCAGUCCCCAUUGCAACCCGAAGCACUUAUCCAAGACCCACCACCAACACCCGUCAACGCUAAACGUCAAGUAGAAACUCUCAAUGUUGAUGAGCCAUCGCAUACCACAAAAGAACUAACCAACCAUAUCGACGACGAUGACUCCUCAUCUUCGUCUGAGAGCGAAUCGACUGAUUCCGAUGAUCUUCCUACCAAAGACCCCAAGAUUGCCAAAGUUCCAGUCCAGAUGGAUAUGGAAGAGCUGAUUUCUCAUUUACUCGAGAAGAACCAAAAAUCCAAAAUGAACUGUGUAGUGGAAAAGAAGAGAGCAGAAGAAUUUGUAGAUCAUCAACCUAAAACAGUGAGGUUACCAUUCGGAAUCAACCUUACCACCAACCCUAGAUUCGAGAAAUUGACCGGCGAACGUAUGGUCAUUGUUUGUGAAAGUGGAACCAUGCAAAGUGCUGAAGCACCUAUGAGACCAAAGGAAGAAAAAGAAGACGAUUCCGAAGAAGAUGACCAAGAAACGAUUAUGAUUCAACCAGUAAUGAUCCCCAUUCCUCAAAGCCCAUUCAAUACCCAUAUGUCCCAGCAAAUGGCACCAAUGGCUGCACAACGACCAGAACAAAUGCGUCCAAUGGGAGCUCCAGUAUUUCAUAUUGAAAACAUGAGGCCUCCCAUGAUGCACCAGCAACCACCUUCUCAAAUGCCAGUACGUCCUCCAAUGCAACCACAGAUCCAGAUUCAGAUGCAGCCCCAACAACCCCAACAACAAGGCGAUUUCCCACCAAACCCAAUCUUGCAGCACAUCGUACAACAGAUUGUUGCACAGAAAAUUAUGGAAAGCCAAAAGUUACGGGAACAACAAAUGAGAGAGCAGCAACAACAACAGCAGCAACAACAGCAACAAAAAGAAGUCAGACCUGAACCAGCCCAAGAAAUUGAAGAACGCCCAAGAUUUCUUCAGAUUGAACAAAUCGGACAACCGAUCAAUGGACAAAGAUUGCCAAUUCCAGAAGAAGUUUUGUCUCAACUGAACAGAUUACCCAACCGUGACGUUAUCGUAGCUGUAUCAGAAACUGAUUCUGAAGAUGCUCCCCAAGAAGUGCAAUACGUUCAAGAGCAAAGACAAAGUGCCAACGAAAUGAACGGAAGACAAACUUAUACUAGAGCUAUUCCCAUUAACCUUCCAGUAAACAUAGCUCCUCAAGAUCAAGAAUCUCAGGAACAAGAGCAACAACAAGAGGAAAUCAGACCUCACUUUGUUCAACCCAGAUCAGUCUGAAGUCUGGAUAUUCCCUCCAAGAGGAGAAAAUAGUGUGAUUUAACUAAUUACCUAAUCACAUGUUUACCAAUAAAAAUCACCUAAGUAGAUAACUAGUGACACAGUUAGUUGUACUAAUUAAGAUUUUCUAAUUGUAAAUAUAAUAUAUGGGUAGGUUGUACCUCUAUUGAUGUGCAUUUUGUAAAGAUUAUUUUCUUAAAAAAAAAUAAAGUAGCAGCUUU